Molecule: messenger RNA, 890 nt
Organism: Neltuma alba
Lineage: Eukaryota; Viridiplantae; Streptophyta; Magnoliopsida; Fabales; Fabaceae
Product: GTP-binding protein SAR1A-like
Exons: 3
Coding region: 72-653 (193 amino acids)
Biological process (GO): intracellular protein transport
Molecular function (GO): GTP binding; GTPase activity
Source: RefSeq, a predicted model, not a curated record
UUAGCCAUCAGGCAGGGAUAUUUAUCGAGGUUGCGUUGUAGCGAGAUUGAUUCAAUAAACAGAUAAAGGCAAUGUUUAUUUUCGAUUGGUUUUACGACAUUCUAGCAUCGCUUGGAUUGUGGCAAAAGGAGGCCAAGAUCUUAUUCUUGGGCCUCGACAAUGCAGGCAAAACCACAUUACUUCAUAUGCUCAAAGACGAGAGAUUAGUCCAGCAUCAGCCAACACAGUAUCCCACAUCAGAAGAGUUGAGUAUUGGGAAAAUCAAGUUCAAAGCUUUUGAUCUUGGGGGUCACCAAAUUGCUCGAAGAGUUUGGAAAGAUUACUAUGCCAAGGUAGAUGCGGUGGUGUAUUUGGUGGAUGCGUAUGACAAGGAAAGAUUUGCCGAGUCAAAGAAAGAAUUGGAUGCUCUGCUGUCGGACGAGGCAUUGGUGACUGUGCCAUUCCUUAUUCUUGGGAACAAGAUUGAUAUACCAUAUGCUGCCUCAGAAGAUGAAUUGCGUUACCACUUAGGGCUGUCCAACUUCACCACCGGCAAGGGUAAGGUUAGCUUGGCGGACUCAAACGUGCGACCCAUGGAGGUUUUCAUGUGCAGUAUUGUGAGGAAAAUGGGUUACGGGGAUGGCUUCAAGUGGCUUUCUCAGUACAUCAAAUGAGUCCGUCCACUACGGUCAGAUCGGGAGGGCUUGGCAUCUUAUCUCUAUUGCUUGUAUUCUGAUGUAGUGAGUUGGAGGUGUCAUUCCAACGGAAUUACUAUUGCGAAAAGGAAUUGCAGUGUCGUACACAUUUUUAUCUUUGAUGAAAAAUAGAAAAGAGACAAAGACCACCUCUAUGAUAGAUAUUGUGAUUCAUGAGAGAAUGCGCGGGACCCAUCAAGCCUCUUGAUGAACUCA